Molecule: messenger RNA, 1456 nt
Organism: Carassius gibelio (silver crucian carp)
Lineage: Eukaryota; Metazoa; Chordata; Actinopteri; Cypriniformes; Cyprinidae
Product: protein phosphatase 1 regulatory subunit 37
Exons: 10
Coding region: 1-1299 (432 amino acids)
Molecular function (GO): protein binding
Source: RefSeq, a predicted model, not a curated record
AUGGCCAGAUUGAGCUCAAAUGAUCUGCGCUGUGACGUACUUGAAAUCAACAUAAACUGUUUGGUGUCACUUUCAAAUGUUGAUGAUUACGUUUCGUUUGAGCAAAUUACUUGUGUUACUGACAGAGCCAGGUGUUUUGACCUGUCAGGUGAGCAGUUAGAUUAUUGCUCCUGUGAAUCUCUUGAAGAGAUCCUGAAAUCAGUCCAAUUUGAUUUUAUCAGUGUGCAGGGGGCUGAGCUUGAGGAAAAUAUAUGUUUUUACCUCGAGUCAGCUACACACCUCGAUGUGUCCUCGAACUCAGGCAUGGGAUUCUCAGGUUGGCUGUCACUGUCACACCUCCUCCGACAGAGUGGAUGCCUGUGGAGGCUGGAUGCUUGCAACAUGCCUAUGGUGGACUACGCCGCGCAGGCCUUGUCAAAAGCCCUUCUCACCAGCAGGCUGACAGUGCUACACCUUGAAAACACUUGCCUGAGCGCAAACCUCUCUUCACACUUGGAGCUUUACCUCUCUGAAAACAGCCUCAACACCUCCCAGGACUCCCUGCAACUUGGCGACUUCCUCAAAUACAACAGCACUCUUAACACCUUGGACCUGGGCAACAAUACCAUGUCUGACUCAGGUUUUGAGGAGAUUUGUGAUGCUUUGAGCUUUCAGAAGACUGGUUUGAAAACGCUGAUACUGAGUAACAAUCACAUCACUCAUCUUGGCAUGAGCCAUUUACAGAAUGUUCUGCCCCACUUAAAAACGCUCGAAACGUUGAACCUUGGGAAAAACAACCUCGAGAACAGAGGCAUUCACAUGUUAAAGGAGUCCCUCAUGAUCAAUCGCUCUUUAUUGCAACUUGGCCUAGCUUCCACAGGAAUAUUAUGUAAGGGUGGUGUGACUUUGGCAGAGAUCCUUGCAGAGAGUCCACAGAUCCAGCGAUUGGAUGUACGGCAGAACCAGGUGCUUGCUGGGGGCCUCAUGGCUCUGGCGUUGACCCUAAAGAUCAACCGUUCACUCAUCAGACUGGAUCUGGACCAACAUCUGAAAGAGGAAAAGGAGGACUUCCUGGUCGAAACGCAGAAGACACUGCUGAGCAGGAUCUGUGCACGGCAAACGCGACGGCCACCAAGGGUACGGUUCUGCUGCCUUUUUCUCCAGACCUGGCCAAAUGCACCGAGACCACCUAUCUGCUCCCCACCCAAACAGCUGACUAGAAGACAUAUAAGCAUAAUAAUUCUAUGGCAAAUAACGAUAACCAUAAAACUCCAAAUCCUGGUAAUAAAGCCGAAGCCUCUUUCCCUAAUGAAACAGUAGCCCUCCUGCUGUUUCCUGCCUAAUGUUCCCGCCGAGGCUUCCUCCACUUUCCAUAAAGCAAUUUUGCAAGCCCACUCCCAACGUGAAUCAUCUCGAAACGAAGAGAAGCCUCUCCCUCCAUUUCUCCUUGUGUCCCCGGAGGGUGACGCUGACUAAA